CCGGCGCCGUAGCGGGGCGGAGGAGAGCGGCGGACAUGGCGGCGCCCGCGGCGCUGCAGCGGAGCGUGGUGGCCCCCGCGGGCCGGCACACCGCCUCCCUCAUCUUCCUGCACGGCUCAGGUGAUACUGGCCAAGGAGCAAGAACAUGGAUAAAACAAAUUUUGAAUCAAGACAUGGCUUUCCAACAUAUAAAAGUAAUUUACCCCACAGCUCCUGCCAGGCCAUAUACACCUAUGAAAGGAGCCCUUUCCACUGUUUGGUUUGACAGAUACAAGAUCUCCAAUGACUGCCCAGAACACAUUGAAACCAUUGAUUCUAUGUGCCGUGGACUUACAGACUUGAUCAAUGAUGAGAUUAAAAAUGGCAUCUCAAAGAAUAGGAUACUAGUAGGAGGCUUUUCAAUGGGAGGUGGAAUGGCAAUGCAUUUAGCAUAUAGGUUUCAUCGAGAUGUGGCAGGAGUCUUUGCACUUUCAAGUUUUCUCAAUAGAGAAUCUGCUGUUUACCAGUGUUUCUUUUCCAUCCAGGCUUUGACAAGAAAUGAUGGUGUCCUUCCAGAACUAUUUCAGUGUCAUGGAACAGCUGAUGAACUAGUUCGUUGCUCUUGGGGUGAAGAGACCAACAAGAUGUUAAAAUCACUGGGAGUAUCAACGUCAUUCCACACUUUUCCAGAACUUAAUCAUGAAUUAAACCAAACUGAAAUAGAAAAGCUAAAAACCUGGAUUGUAAAGAAAUUGCCCAUUGAAGACAAAUGAAUAAAAGAUGUAGCUUUCAUUUA
Molecule: messenger RNA, 775 nt
Organism: Rhea pennata
Lineage: Eukaryota; Metazoa; Chordata; Aves; Rheiformes; Rheidae
Gene: LYPLAL1
Product: lysophospholipase like 1
Exons: 5
Coding region: 36-752 (238 amino acids)
Biological process (GO): protein depalmitoylation
Cellular component (GO): cytoplasm
Molecular function (GO): carboxylic ester hydrolase activity; palmitoyl-(protein) hydrolase activity
Source: RefSeq, a predicted model, not a curated record